AUGGUGCCACCAGUACAGAUCACUCCACUCAUCAAGCUCGGCCACUCCACUCUGGUUGUCUAUAUCACCUAUGGAGCCAAGUGUUACAGUUACCUGAAGCCUCAGACAGAGGAAGAGAGGAGGGUAGCCAUAGAGGAGAAGAGGCAGGAUGAGCUGAAAUGGAUUGACAGAGAACUGGCUGAAGCCCGGAUGACAGCAUACUGA
Octodon degus (degu) is the source of this 204-nucleotide messenger RNA. Its product is annotated as ATP synthase subunit e, mitochondrial-like. NCBI's taxonomy places the organism in Eukaryota, Metazoa, Chordata, Mammalia, Rodentia, Octodontidae. The record is from RefSeq and is a predicted model, not a curated record. The coding region runs from base 1 to 204 and encodes 67 amino acids. Gene Ontology annotation, molecular function: proton transmembrane transporter activity. Gene Ontology annotation, biological process: proton motive force-driven ATP synthesis. The transcript has a single exon.